AGGAAGCUUGUAGUCUGCUCAAUUCACUCACCCGGUUGCCAUGGUUACAUAAAGCCCAAACACCACGACGUGCCAGCUAUAGGGACAGAGCUAGCUAGCUAACGGUGGGCAGCGUGACGGAGGUGUUCACAGAUAGUUUCCACUAUGUCCCGAGCUCCUGUUCAGAGAGCACAUUUUGGCAGCUGCCAGGAGAGGAAACUCUUUCCCCUCCAUUUUGCGCCGGACCGCCUGGGAAGCCAAAUGUCACGAGAGAUCGCGCCGCACAUCGGCCCCGGCUGCUAUGACAACCACAAGUUUGGCACCAUCGUGUACGAGCUACAGAAGACACCGGGUAGUAAGAAGGGCUACAGCCUCGCUGCCAGGACCGCAGCACGCUUCCCCCCCUGCAGUGCGAUGCACCAGACAGCGACCCCUUCCCCACAGCAGUACCAGCGGGAUCAAAGCCAGUCCCUAGUGCCUCCUCCGGGGAAAACACCGUUCAACUCAACUGCGCAGAGGCUCAACUUGACGUCACGUACAGUCGAGGACAGUCCAGGGCCCGGGACCUACGCUCACGAUGUAGUGACUAACAGGAAAGUCAGCUGGCCGAUGUGCUUCGGGAGGCCAGACUGGUCCAGGUUGCCUCAGAUGGAGAAGAGGUUCCUCAGGGCGAAGCUUGACGGCGAACAGGAGUUUGUGAAGCACAGAAGCAAAGUGGCCUACAUGAGUUUGUACUAUUAACUCGAAGCUAAUGGGUGUGAAUACAUUGUGAAAGUGAUGGUGCCAUAGUCAUUUUUACCUAAACCGUACAUGUAAAUGAACCAGACUGCCGCUGUUGUCUAGACAUGUUUGAUUGAAAA
Pungitius pungitius (ninespine stickleback) is the source of this 839-nucleotide messenger RNA. Its product is annotated as ciliary microtubule-associated protein 3-like. Lineage: Eukaryota; Metazoa; Chordata; Actinopteri; Perciformes; Gasterosteidae. The transcript has 5 exons. Bases 145 to 720 code for a protein of 191 amino acids. Gene Ontology annotation, biological process: regulation of cell projection organization. Gene Ontology annotation, molecular function: cytoskeletal protein binding. The record is from RefSeq and is a predicted model, not a curated record.